Corylus avellana is the source of this 2149-nucleotide messenger RNA. RefSeq lists its product as uncharacterized. The record is from RefSeq and is a predicted model, not a curated record. Lineage: Eukaryota; Viridiplantae; Streptophyta; Magnoliopsida; Fagales; Betulaceae.
UCCACCAAAAACCAGAACCUCCCAAGCCAGCCCUUCCUUGCCAUCUCGCUGACCUUCGCCGGCGACGAUAUCCUCACCGGAAAAUGAAUAUUCCGGUGACCAUCUCAUCCCUACGAAUACCCACUGUAGAUAUGUCCGAUCAUCGCCGUCACGUUUUCCACGAAACACACUUGUUGUAGAGUCACAAGUUAUUCCUUUCUUCUUCGCUACGAGAAUUCCAGAAGAAGGUACCCAUUUCUCGCCCGUAAAGAAAUUUUGGUAGAUUAUUCUUUUUCUUCUUUUCCUAGUUUAGUUUGGGACCGGAUUGACCAGGUGAUCGGACAGAAUUUACCGUCUGCGGAGAAAUUUUGCUUUGUUUAGUGAGAGACUAUUGAAAAGAUGGAAGUAGAUGGAGAAUGUGCAUGAAUUUGUUGAGUGGUGGCGCUGAAUUAACGUGUUACUGUUUUUCUCGUUCAGAGUGUUAUCGGUUUUAGGUGCAGGUUGUUUAAAAUUUUUUGGUUACUGUGAGGGUUUGGAAGCGAAUCCAAGUUUAUUGAGCACUGAAAAUGGAGCAGAACUGACAGACCGAUUUCAGUGCACGGUAUAAUUAGGCGGUUUUGAGAGGAGCGUACCCUUCGGACCUCUUUAAGAAUUUCAUUUUUUUUGUCAAAUUUACCAUGCCUUUUCCGAUGAAGAUCCAACCGAUUGAUAUUGAUUCUCAAGAACUGAGGGAUCCAGCGGUUCGGGCCGAUGCCGCCAAACCGGUUCUGAAAUCGCGGCUCAAGAGACUCUUCGACCGGCAGUUUCCUAGCGUCCUCAAAAUCUCGUCGGCAGAGAAGCCGAGCGGUGGCGAGGCGGCACAGUACGGAAACAAAGAUGGAGGGGCAGAGUUCGAGCCGAGCUCGGUUUGCUUGGCGAAGAUGGUGCAGAGCUUCAUCGAGCAGGAGAGCAACGAGAAGCAGUCCUCGGCGGCGGCCAAGUGCGGCCGGAACCGCUGCAAUUGUUUUAACGGCAACAACAAUGACAGCUCCGACGACGAGUUCGACAUGUUCUCUGGUUUCGCCGGCGAUUCGGUCACCUCCGGGUCGUUCGGCGGCGAUGCCUUCGAUAUACUAAAGAGCUUAACUCCUUGCGGGAGUGUUGCGGAGAGAAACCUCUUGGCAGACGCGGCAAAGAUCGUCGAGAAGAACAACAAAAUCCACAAACGAAAGGACGAUCUGAGAGAAAUCGUCACCGAUUCUCUCUCAUCCCUCGGCUACGAUUGCUCAAUUUGCAAAUCCAAAUGGGAUAAAUCCCCCUUUUACCCAGCCGGGGAAUACGAGUACAUAGAUGUGAUUGUGGAGGGAGAUAGAUUGUUGAUCGACAUCGAUUUCCGAUCGGAGUUCGAGAUAGCUCGGUCGACCGGGACCUACAAGGCGAUCCUGCAAUCUCUGCCGUACAUUUUCGUGGGGAAACCUGAUCGUCUGGGGCAGAUCGUCUCGAUCUUGUCGGAGGCAGCGAAGCAGAGCCUGAAGAAGAAGGGGAUGCACUUUCCGCCCUGGAGGAAGGCGGAGUACAUGCGGGCCAAGUGGCUCUCUACCUACACCAGAACCACCCGAAGCGACACCGUUUCGGUGACCGUAAACGAGAACGAGAACGAGAAGGACGAGGAUAAAUCUUUGGUCACCGCGGACAGUGAUUGCGGUGAGCUGGAGCUGAUCUUCGGUGAGGAAACGGCGCCGUCUGUUGACAUUUUGCGGUGGUCGUCGUCGCCGUCGAAAAAUUCCGACGAGGAAGUGAAGGAGGUAAGGCCGACGUGGCAGCCACCGGCGGUCAAACCGAAGAGCGUUGAGAGAGGAGCAAGGGUUGUCACCGGCUUAGCUUCUCUUCUCAAAGAGAAACCUUAAGAAAAAUUUUGGAAAUUUUUUGUUUUUUUCCCCCCUUAAAAUUUUCAGGUAUAAAAGAUAUGAGUAUAUAUCAAAAUAUAUAUUCGUACUUCGGAUAAUAGUUUUUGAUUCGCAAGUGCCUUAAUGUAAAAAGCAGCAACUCUAUGAUCGCUGUGAUAAAAAUAGAACUAGAAAAAGCAAAAAGAAAAAAAGAAAAAGAAAAAAAAGUAGAUGUUCUUGUAAAUUAAAACACCUGAGACUGAUGAUCGUUGAGAGGUCUUUAAUUAAAUUUUCCUUUUCAUCGA